Messenger RNA from Entrophospora sp. SA101, 723 nucleotides. NCBI's taxonomy places the organism in Eukaryota, Fungi, Glomeromycota, Glomeromycetes, Entrophosporales, Entrophosporaceae. The record is from the annotation of a GenBank genome assembly.
AUGUCUUCUUCCGGUACAAUAAUAAGUUUUAGUCAACGUUCAUACGAUGGUGAUAAUGAUUUUCAGGAUGAAGAAUUAGAAGAAGAUAAACUCGAAGUACAAAAGAUAAUGAACAGCAGUCGUGAUGCGCUUCUAUUUGUUAUCUAUUGUACUCCUACAAUGUUUUCAAAUGAACCUAGUCAAAAUUCAGAACAAAUGCAAGAACAAGAGCAAUAUUCAACAUUUAAUUCAAUAAUAAAAUGCAUAUCAGAAAUAAUGUUUGAUAAAAUGACUACUGAACAAAAUAAAGAUUUAAUGGGAGUUAUGCUUAUUGGAACAAAAAAUGCGCAAAAUAGGCUUGAAAAAGAUCAUAUUUAUGUCUUACAAAAUAUUGAUUCUUUAGAUAUUCACAGAAUAAAAGAAUUAAACGAAAUUGUAUCUGGUGAUUUUGAUUUUGAAGAAAAAAUCGGAAUAUGGGAUGGUGAAUUCCCUUUUGGUGAUGUAUUUUGGGUUUGCGGUGAUAUUUUUAAUCUUUUAAUUUCACCCACGAUCAAGACAAAAAGAAUUUUUUUAAUAACUGAUUGUGAUAAUCCCCAUCCAAUGAAUGAAUAUUUACGUAGUACUGCCAUAACUCGUGCAAAGGAUCUCAUUGAAUCAAAAAUUGGUAUAAACAUUUUUGGCAUUAAUACUAAAGCUGGUGAAUUAUUUAAUUUGGAUGCGUUUUAUACUGUAAAUUUUUUGUGA